AUGGAUGGAAGGGGUAAUGGAGGGGAACCAAAUCGUGAGAGGCGUAUCAUCCCUGACCCUUCACCUAGUUUUAAGGCUACACGAUCCGCUUCUAACACUCCAGCAGUUUCAGGAAAUUCCGUGACAACUCAUGACAAGGAAGUUAAAAGCAAUGGAGCAGAACAAUUAUUUGAUGAAAUUUUCCCUGGAUUUUUGGCAAUUGGUACUCUGGGUAAUUAUGAGACAAGUAAUACUGACCCUCCAACGCCAACGUUUCCUAUGCAUGUUGAAACAGAGAAAGAACUGAAGUUCAUAAUAAAUGAUGAGCUUGAGAAAGUGAAUGAAGAAUUUGCUUUUGAGCCAUCAGAAAGAACCAUUGACAACAUGGAAGAAUGUCCACUUCAGAAAUAUCUCUUGGGUUCUUCAGUUGAGUCGCAAGAGAUCAUAGAGUCCGAGGAAAAGCUAAAGCAACAAAAAGGAUUACUAGAAGAGUUGACGUUUAAGAAGAAAAACAAAGAUAAGAAGAAGAAAAAAGAUGCAGCUCAUUUCAUGAAAAAGAUAUUGCAGAACCUCCAGCCCAAAUCAAAGAGCUCAAAUGUCACUGCAUCUGUUUCAAGCAAGAAGAAACUCCCUCAGGUCCUUAAAAUGUUUUACAGAAAAGUUCAUCCUGUGAAUGAGAACAAUAUUCUAGAAGAUAAUCAUGAGAUUAGCAACAAUAUUAAUGUUUCCUGCAAGGCUGCUAAUCUGACAAAUUCUUCUCCAAAGAAGGAAGUCAUCAACAGAGAGCACUGGAUUAAAACAGAUAGAGAUUACUUGGUGUUGGAGCUGGAGCUGGAGCUGUAG
This is a messenger RNA of Solanum verrucosum, 822 nucleotides long. Its product is annotated as protein LAZY 1. The coding region runs from base 1 to 822 and encodes 273 amino acids. The record is from RefSeq and is a predicted model, not a curated record. Lineage: Eukaryota; Viridiplantae; Streptophyta; Magnoliopsida; Solanales; Solanaceae. The transcript is spliced from 5 exons. Gene Ontology annotation, biological process: regulation of auxin polar transport; gravitropism.